UGCGAUAUUAUAUUUUAAAAAAUAAUCACCUCGAAACGGACGUGUUUUACCUAUAAACACAUAAUCCUAGUAUAGUGUUAAUUCUUUAUUCAGUUAAAAAUUACCAUGAUUUUAUGGACAAUAUUCUUUAUAAUAGUGAUAUUAGUCAUGACAGUAAAAAUUUAUCAAAAAUUAACUCAUGCUAUAUGUAAGUCGAGUGCUCACAUGGUCGGAAAAGUGGUUAUAGUGACAGGAGCUAACAGCGGUCUGGGAUUCGAAGUAGCAAAAGAUUUGGCGUUCCGCGGUGCAAGAGUGAUAAUGGCCUGCAGGAACAUGCGCCUCGCGGAAGCAGCUAAAGAAUUAAUCGUUAAAGAAACAGGAAACACAGACGUUCAUUGCCGACAGUUGGACUUGGGUUCGCUCCGCUCCGUUCGUGAGUUUUGUGAUAAUAUAAUAAAGACAGAGAAAAGAAUUGAUGUACUCAUCAAUAAUGCAGCAUCGGGCGGUCUAGGAAAUUAUACCAGUGAAGAUGGCCUCCAAAUUGGUAUGCAGGUGAAUUUUUACGCGAGUUUCCUGCUAACCUGUCUUUUACUACCACUGCUGAAAAAAUCUGCUCCUAGUAGAAUUAUUAACUUAUCUUCCCUUAUACAUCAUUAUGGCAUACUUGAUUUCGAUAAUUUAAAUAUGGAGAAGUAUUGGAGUGAUCAACUCGUGUAUGCGAACAGUAAACUUUUUAUGAAUUUAAUGACUUUGGAACUGAGUAAGAGGUUAAAAGCCACCGGUGUCACUGUCAACGCGGUGCAUCCGGGAGUAUCUGCAACGAAUAUUUUCAGAAACAUUCCUUACUACUAUGUCCGUUGUUUGGUUGAAAGGAGUAUAAGAUUUAUGUUCCAAACGCCUUGGGAGGCUUCACAGACUUGUAUAUACUUAGCGGUGUCACCGGAGGUGAGUGGAGUUAGUGGGAAAUAUUUCAGCGAUUGUCGUCAGAAGAAGCCGUCAAAAACAUCACAAGACGGAGAUGCCGCGAGACGGCUUUGGGCGGAGUCUGAAAGAUUAGUUAAAUUUACUUUGCCGGAAAAAUAAAAUACUCUGUAAUACUUAAGCGCUGAUACUUCAAUACAUAAAUAUGUAUGUGUGAAUAAUAAUUUACAGGAACGCUUUGUGUGUAUCAGUUAUAUAUGAAUUGUAAACGAGAGACUGAAUCUUUACCUCAGUUCAUUAUUUAAUGUUAAGCAUAAUUUAACAUAGAUCCUAUUCAAUACUAGUGUUUCUAGAGAGUACAUACAUACAAAGCACAGGUAAAUAUUAAUAGCAUGUAGCUUUCAGUUCGAGUUGGUUGUGCUAUUUUAUAGUUAUAUAGUUAAUAGAAAAAUAUAUAAAGUGUAAAUAAAUGAGAGGUGAUUUUGUUGCAUUAA
Messenger RNA from Amyelois transitella, 1394 nucleotides. RefSeq names its product retinol dehydrogenase 13-like. NCBI's taxonomy places the organism in Eukaryota, Metazoa, Arthropoda, Insecta, Lepidoptera, Pyralidae. The record is from RefSeq and is a predicted model, not a curated record. Gene Ontology annotation, molecular function: oxidoreductase activity. The transcript has a single exon. The coding region runs from base 106 to 1062 and encodes 318 amino acids.